AAAAAAAAAAUAAUAAUAAAAAAUAAUAACAAUCUCAUUUUAAACAAAAAACAGAAUUUUAUAAUUAGCAAUGCCUGUUUCUAGAAUCGUUAGUUCUCCUCAUUUUUCUGUCAUUUCAGUCGAGAAAGUCUUUAAAGUUUUCCCUAACCUUGCCACAUGGGGUGUUGCUGCAGGAAGUGCUGUACUUCUUUUAGGUUCUGAUGUUCCUUUAGUUAAAAAGGAUCUUUUAAGUAAAAUUCCUAUUGCUGGUAGCUAUUGGGCCAUUGCUGAAGAACAAUAGAUUUAUCUGCAGUCAUAGUGUUUUAUAAUGAUUAAUAAACGGCUUGCAUAUUUAUUUGUAUAAUAGAA
Molecule: messenger RNA, 348 nt
Organism: Cokeromyces recurvatus
Lineage: Eukaryota; Fungi; Mucoromycota; Mucoromycetes; Mucorales; Mucoraceae
Product: ubiquinol-cytochrome-c reductase complex subunit-domain-containing protein
Exons: 2
Coding region: 71-280 (69 amino acids)
Biological process (GO): mitochondrial electron transport, ubiquinol to cytochrome c
Source: RefSeq, a predicted model, not a curated record